This is a messenger RNA of Fragaria vesca subsp. vesca, 546 nucleotides long. RefSeq lists its product as uncharacterized. The transcript has 3 exons. Gene Ontology annotation, molecular function: rRNA (uridine-N3-)-methyltransferase activity. The coding region runs from base 1 to 546 and encodes 181 amino acids. Lineage: Eukaryota; Viridiplantae; Streptophyta; Magnoliopsida; Rosales; Rosaceae. Gene Ontology annotation, cellular component: cytoplasm. The record is from RefSeq and is a predicted model, not a curated record. Gene Ontology annotation, biological process: rRNA base methylation.
AUGCACACAGAUUUUGUCCUCAAGAGUAGGAAAUUUAAAAGAACACACUCUGAAAAAACUAAACAAGAGAAACGGGUGGCGCAUUACAGCAGCAAACGGAAGAUACUGUUAGUGGGUGAGGGUAACUUCUCUUUUGCUUCUUGUUUGGCUAAAGGAUUUGGCUCUGCUAAGAACAUGGUUGCCACUUCCCUCGACUCCAGAGAGUCAGUAUUGGCCAAGUAUUCAAAUGCAGCACCAAGAAACUUAACAGAAUUGGAGGACAUGGGAUGUGUUAUACUGCAUGAGGUGGAUGUACACAUAAUGAGGCAGCACCCUCUCCUACUCGAUCAACUGUUUGAUCGUAUAGUCUUUAACUUUCCUCAUGCUGGUUUCAAUUUUAUGGAAAACCAGAAGAGCCAGAUCAAGUUGCAUCAGGAUUUGGUGAGGAGAUUCUUCGACAGCGCAUGUGAGAUGUUGAAAGAAAGUGGAGAGGUUCAUAUCACUCACAAGACCUCACAUCCUUUCAGUAGAUGGGAAAUAGUGAAGUUAGCAGAAGAGGUUGGGUAA